Molecule: messenger RNA, 1269 nt
Organism: Trichosurus vulpecula (common brushtail)
Lineage: Eukaryota; Metazoa; Chordata; Mammalia; Diprotodontia; Phalangeridae
Product: radial spoke head protein 3 homolog B-like
Exons: 1
Coding region: 1-1269 (422 amino acids)
Cellular component (GO): cilium
Source: RefSeq, a predicted model, not a curated record
AUGAACUCCACCGUGGCCAAGUCCGGCUCCAAAGCCUCCGGCACCUACACCUUCUCCAGCCCGCCCCGAGCCCUGGCCUGCCAGCGCCGCCGCCAAUACUACCGGGACUACUUUGGGUCCUCAGAUGAAAAGCCUCCUCGCUAUGGAAACAUUAUGCAAGACAAAAGGGUGAUCCGAGGCAACACUCAUGCUCUGCAUUCCUAUCAACCCUUUUCUCAACUGAUUUUUCAACCGAUUUCUCAAGCAGAUCCUGUUGAGCUCCAAAAACAGCAGGAACCCAAGAGAAAAGUCCUUGCCAGAAAGCGAGCCAAAGAACAUCUUCAACCAAAAACUCCUGAACCUGUAGAAGGCAGGAAGCAUGUUAGUGUACAGACAGAGGUAUAUGUGGAAGAGCUUGCUGACCGCGUAAUACAAAAAAAUAAGGAAUGUCAAACGGAUGCAUUUUUGAAUAGACCGCCAACGCCACUCUUCAUCCCAGUCAAAAUUGGCCAAGAUGCAGCCACACAAAUAUUUGAAGGUGAACUGUUUAAUUUUGACGCUGAAGUCCAACCGAUGUUAGAAGUUUUGUUGGGAAGGAUCAUUGAACAAGCUUUGGUGGAAGUCCUGGAGGAGGAAGAAUUGGCUGAAAUACUGUUGCGACAGCAAGAGUUUGAAGAAUUACGGAAUAUGGCUAGAGCGGCAGUACAGCGACUGGAAGAGCAAGACAAGCGCCUCCAGAAAGAGAAGGACAAUCGCCGACAGCAACACCUAGCAGCAACCCGAAGAAAGCGGGAGGCUUCACAUAAAAUCGCAGCUCACAUAUAUGCUAAGACUUACCUGGCUGACCUUGUUCCAUGUGUCUUUGACAACCUCAGAGAUAGUGGUUACUUCUAUGAUCCUAUAGAAAGAGAUAUUGAGAUUGGAUUCCUACCAUGGUUGAUGAAUGAAGCAGGUAAGAAAAUAGAAUACAACAUGGUGGGAAGAGCAGUACUUGACAUGUUGAUUGGAGAGGCUGUUGAAAAUAGGUUGAAUAUGUUCGAACAGCUUCGAGUUAAACAAACAAAGAAUUUCCCUGAUGAGAGUGACAAAGAAAGGAAAGAAUCAUUGAAAACGGGAGCUGAACCAGUCAUAGAGGAUGUCAAACCACAGGAUUCACAGCAGACAAAUGGUUCCCUGAAGAAGAAGCCAACCGUAGAAAAGAAGCAGUCUAGAAAAAAAGAAGACAAGAAGAAGUCGAUAGGGAAAGUACCAUCUGACAUGAAACCAAGUGACAGCCAAACCAUCAAAUAA